Messenger RNA from Halichondria panicea, 1579 nucleotides. Its product is annotated as trifunctional enzyme subunit beta, mitochondrial-like. Lineage: Eukaryota; Metazoa; Porifera; Demospongiae; Suberitida; Halichondriidae. The coding region runs from base 83 to 1480 and encodes 465 amino acids. Gene Ontology annotation, molecular function: acyltransferase activity, transferring groups other than amino-acyl groups. The transcript is spliced from 17 exons. Gene Ontology annotation, biological process: fatty acid beta-oxidation. The record is from RefSeq and is a predicted model, not a curated record. Gene Ontology annotation, cellular component: mitochondrion.
CUUAGCCCACUAGAUACAAAUAACCUUUGACCUAUACAAUAGCUUCAGUGACCUUAACGUACUUGUUCAUGUUAGAAUCCUGAUGAUGUCUUCCUUGGCUAGAGUGAGUCUGUACAGACAUGCAGCUCUUCAAAGAUGCAAUGGAUUGAGAUUGGCCAGCUCCUCUGCACAGACAACAAAACGUGGUGGUGGUGGUGGUCGCAAUGUGGUGCUGGUGGAGGGAGUUCGUACUCCAUUCCUCACCAGUGGAUCGAGUUACAAGGACCUGUUGGCUCAUGACCUGCAAAGAUUUGCUUUCCAGGGCCUAUUGAGUCGCACAGGCAUACAACCAGACCAAGUGGACCACAUUAUAGUUGGCACGGUGAUACAGGAGGUCAAGACCAGCAACAUAGCUAGAGAGGCUGCUAUGGAAUCAGGGUUUAAAGACCGUAUCCCCUGUCACACGGUUACCAUGGCUUGUAUUUCCUCCAACAUGGCUAUCACAACUGGUGUGAGUCAGAUAGCCUCGGGGCAGAGUGAUGUGGUGGUGGCUGGAGGGGUGGACUUCAUGUCGGACGUCCCUAUUCGUCUCUCCAGGGGACUCAGGAAAAGUCUACUUGCUAUGAACAAGGCCAAGUCUGCUGGAGCCAAGCUAAGCACUUUGUUCUCCGGCCUCAAGUACCUCGGGAUUGAGCUCCCGGCCAUUUCAGAGUUUUCAACCAAUGAGACGAUGGGCCACAGUGGGGACAGACUGGCAGCUGCGUUUGGUGUGUCUCGUAAAGACCAAGAUGACUAUGCCAUGCGGUCCCACUCUCUGGCCUCUGAAGCUAGUAAGAAUGGCUUGCUGGAGGACAUUCUCUCUGUGCAUGUACCUGGUAGUAAGAAGGUGACGACAGUGAGCAGUGACAAUGGCAUACGAGUGUCCACUCCAGAACAGAUGGCAAAGCUCAAGGCUGCCUUUGUGAGACCACACGGAACUGUCACAGCAGCCAACGCUUCUUUCCUGACUGAUGGAGCAUCAGCUGCUCUGAUCAUGAGCGAAGAGAAGGCUCUGGAGCUGGGCUUCAAGCCAAAGGCAUACCUUAGAGACUAUGUGUUUGUCUCUCAAGACCCGAAGGAUCAGCUGCUGUUGGGACCUGCUUAUGCUACUCCCAAGCUGUUGGACAGGGCUGGUCUGGAAUUCUCAGAUAUUGACGUGUUUGAGUACCACGAAGCUUUUGCAGGCCAAAUCCUUGCCAAUCUAAAAGCAAUGGACUCCGAGUGGUUUGCAAAGAACUGUAUGGGAAGGUCAAAGAAGGUAGGUGAGAUUCCUAUGGACAAGCUCAAUACUUGGGGAGGGUCCCUGUCCAUUGGACACCCCUUUGGUGCCACUGGGGUGCGUCUGGUCACCACGGCAGCCAACAGACUCCAGCGGGAGGGCGGAAGAUACGGCCUCAUUGCUGCCUGUGCAGCUGGUGGACAGGGCCAUGCUAUGCUGGUCGAGCGAUAUCCAUCAAAUUAGAGAUCGUUAUGCAACUAAAGAUUUGUGUCUAUGAGCACGCAUAGCAACUUAUUAUAGCACCAUCAUGCAAUAAAAAAUAUAUUAUUAUUAUUCUCUCGC